AUGGCGACAGGAUGGAGUGGGAAAUGCAGCACGCUAACUUUAUUACUCAUGUUUUGGAUUAGAUUCUGUGCUAGCCGAGCGCAGUCCUCGGGCAGCGAUAGCCGGAUCCUCGGCAUGCGGCUGGAGAGGAGCGACAAGCCCGCCUCGACCUCCGACGACGGUAUCAUCCAGGUGACCGAGGAGAGCGACAUCCAGCUCCGCUUCUACGGACUCCACAUCAGCAUCGACGCCUGGGAGCGGAUCAGGUUCGUGGAGCAGAGCGAGGAGUCCAACAGCACUUGUGCUGACUUCACCAAAGACAUCUCCAUCAGGACUAACAUGAGCGUCCACAGCCGAGGCUCCUCCGGAGUCAUGGGGCUCAGAAUCAAAGCGCUUCGGAAGAGCGAGUCGCGGCGGGAUUACGCGCUCUGCGUCAGGCACAGCUCCGACGGGACGUGGCUCCUCCUCGGAGAAAACGACGGGAAGCUGCGUGUGCUGGAGGAGAAAAAGUCCAUUCUUCCCAUCUGGCUCCAGGUGAUCAUAAUAACCUGCCUUCUAGCUCUCUCAGGGAUGUUCAGCGGAUUGAAUCUGGGUCUCAUGGCGUUGGAUCCCAUGGAGCUGCGGAUCGUCCAGCGCUCCGGUACAGAGAAAGAAAAGAAGUACGCGAGUCAAAUCGAACCGAUCCGGCGGAAAGGAAACUACUUAUUGUGCUCGCUUCUCUUGGGGAACGUGUUGGUGAACACUACGCUGACGAUCCUCCUCGACGGUCUCAUCGGCUCCGGGUUGGCCGCAGUCGUCGCGUCUACUAUCGGCAUCGUGAUCUUCGGCGAGAUCGUCCCUCAGGCGCUCUGUUCCCGCCACGGUUUGGCGGUUGGCGCGAACACCAUUCUCCUCACGAAGUUCUUCAUGCUUCUGACUUUCCCGCUUUCUUUCCCCAUCAGCAAACUGCUGGACUGCGUUCUGGGUCAGGAGAUCGGUACCGUGUACAACCGAGAGAAGCUGGUGGAGAUGCUGAACGUGACCGCGCCGUAUAACGACCUGGUGAAGGAGGAGAUGAACAUGAUCCAAGGCGCGCUGGAGCUGAGGAGCAAGACGGUGGAGGACAUCAUGACUCCGCUGGAAGACUGCUUCAUGAUCCGCAGCGACGCGGUGCUGGACUUUAACACCAUGUCUGAGAUCAUAGAGAGCGGGUACACACGGAUCCCCGUCUACGAGGGCGAGCAGAGCAACAUCGUGGAUAUCCUCCUCGUCCAAGACCUCGCCUUCGUGGACCCGGAUGAUUGCACGACACUGAAGACCAUCACCAGGUUCUACAAACAUCCGGUGCACUUCGUGUUUCACGACAUCAAGCUGGACUCCAUGCUGGAGGAGUUCAAGAAAGGUAAGUCACACCUGGCGAUCGUGCAGAAGGUGAACAGCGAUGGGGAGGGAGACCCGUUCUAUGAGGUGCUGGGAUUGGUCACGCUGGAGGACGUGUUCGAGGAGAUCAUUAAAUCAGAGAUCCUGGACGAGUCUGACCUCUACACUGAUAACCGCAGCAGGAAGAAAGUGGCACCCAAUAAGAACAAGCGAGACUUCUCUGCCUUCAAACAUGAGAGCGAGUGUAAAGUGUCUCCUCAGCUGUUGCUGGCCGCUCACCGCUUCCUCUCGUCAGAGGUGAAUGUGUUCAGUCCAUCUCAGAUCUCUGAGAAAGUGCUUCUGCGUAUUCUUAAACACCCUGACGUGAUCCAGGAGAUCAAAUUCAGCGAGAACGACAAGAAAUCAGCGCAUCACUUCCUGUACCUGCGCGGUAAAGCCGUGGACUACUUCAUCCUCAUCCUGCAGGGCCGUGUGGAGGUGGAGGCUGGGAGCGACAACAUGAAGUUUGAGACGGGGCCCUUCUCUUUCUAUGGAGCCAUGGCCCUCAGCGGUCCGACACCAGAGUUGCGCUCUUCUCUCAUCGCUGGACUGAACCGCUCGGUCAGCUACAGCGAUCACCCGGAGCCUCAGUCCAUCAGCAGCACACAGACACAGUACACACCAGACUUCAACGUCCGAGCUCUGGCCGACCUGCAGUUCGUGAAGAUCUCACGCUCUCAGUAUCAGCUCGCUCUCAUGGCGUCUCUGCUGGACAGUUCCUCACAGUCUCUGGACGCUGGACACAGCCAUCUGGACAUCAGCACAGCAUCCGCUCUGCCUCCGUCUUCAGGAAACAGGGACGAGAUGACCUCGAUCCUCAACGCACAGAACAGCCAAACACAGCACACAUAGAGACGUGUCAUCUGACACACAUCCCACAAUCCUGCUGCACUUUCCCAGAACUUCUUAUCCGAGCCCUGUUAGUGCCAGCAGUAUAGUGUGUAUGUGUGUGUGUGUGUGUGUGUGUGUGUGUGUGUGACACAGUACAAGAUGCCAAAGCUCUGGACUGAGACAGGCCCCUGUUUCAGACACACUGUGCCUGGAUGGGUUUUAAAGACUCCAAUAGAGACGUUUCUACAGAUCUGAAGAUGAUCAUUCUGUCACUUUUAUAUUGAGGCUGAUCACUGAUCAGAAUGUCAAGAUGACUUUUUAUCUUAUGUUAGUCUGUAUUAAUACAUCAUUGUACCAAAGUGUGUGUGUGUGUGUGUCAGAUUUGGUCGUUGCAGCUCAAGCUGUAUCUCAGGGAGACCGAGAGCCACUGAUCUUCACACACUAAUAACCGUGUGUUCAGUGAGUUCAAGCAUGCUGCUAUCAGAUGCACAUAGCAUCCGCUUGUUGUUAUUCUGUCAGAUAAUUCUGUGUCCUCUUGAAAUGAAUGCAUUGCUUUUUUAACUCCAAAGAGAAGAAGUGUGUGUUGUUGUAGUGCAGCUGUGAACAGAGUCACGUUCCCGCACAGA
Messenger RNA from Carassius carassius (crucian carp), 2834 nucleotides. Its product is annotated as metal transporter CNNM4-like. Bases 1 to 2229 code for a protein of 742 amino acids. Gene Ontology annotation, molecular function: sodium ion transmembrane transporter activity; magnesium ion transmembrane transporter activity. The transcript is spliced from 7 exons. Gene Ontology annotation, cellular component: plasma membrane. Gene Ontology annotation, biological process: magnesium ion homeostasis; magnesium ion transport. Lineage: Eukaryota; Metazoa; Chordata; Actinopteri; Cypriniformes; Cyprinidae. The record is from RefSeq and is a predicted model, not a curated record.